ACAAAAGAGGCUGCUGGUGUCUCUGCCACAUUCACUCCUCCUGUGGCCUUUUACGACGCAAAAUACACCAGCAGACCGCCGCAGCGUAACCGCUGGGAGAGAGAGCCGCAAGUUUUGGAAGCUGGACGAGGAGCUCUGCUGUCCUCCUCCUCCUCCACCUCCUUCUUCUUCUUCUUCUUCUUCUUCGUCGUCUUCUUCUUCUUCUUCUUCUUCUUCUUCUUCUUCUUGUCCUCUUCCGUCGUCGAGCGCGCGGCGCGGCGACGUGUGGGAGCCAGAACAAAGGAGUCUCGGAGCGGGGAAUGAGCGAGCGGAGACUAGCCCCGCUAUUACACUUGAAACUGGGCCAAAUGCCUCUCUGAAAGUAACAAUAGUACACCGGCUGCUCGUAUUUCUCCACCAAGCUUUCCGCCCCAAAAGGAAGAAGAAGAAGAAGAAGAAACAGACGCGCUCACGCAAGUCGGUGGCUACGAUGUUUCCUCAGAACCGACCACCGGCACCUCUGCAGCCGCCUCCAGGGCCCUCGGCCUCAGUCGUGGCAGCUGCCGCAGCGGCAGCGGCAGCAGCAUCGGGGACAUCUCAGUCGCUGAAGCUAACCUACUCAGAAACACUGGACCGUAUCAAGGAGGAAUUCCAGUUCCUUCAAACCCAGUACCACAGUUUGAAACUGGAAUGUGAGAAACUGGCCACAGAAAAGACUGAGAUCCAGAGACACUAUGUUAUGUAUUACGAGAUGUCGUACGGACUCAACAUUGAAAUGCACAAACAGACGGAGAUCGCCAAACGGUUGAACGUGAUCUGCGCUCAGCUCAUCCCAUUCCUGUCACAGGAGCACCAGCAGCAGGUGGUCCAGGCGAUGGAGCGCGCCAAACAGGUGACCAUGGGGGAGUUAAAUGCAUCCAUAGGGGUACGUGGACUCCCACCUCUGCCUCAUACCCAGCAGCUUCAGGCCCAGCACCUCUCCCAUCAUGCCCAGGGAUUGCCAGUAGGUCCACACCCAUCAGGAUUGCCCCACCCAAGCUUGGCGCUUGGAGGAGGGUCUGGACUGCUGGCCCUGUCUGGAGCUCUAGGGGCCCAGCUGGCUGCCAAAGAUGAGAGAGCCCAUCUUGAAGCAGCAGCAGCCGCCGCCGCCGCUGCAGAACACCACAGAGAUCGUGAAGCAGGACCAAGCUCCCUGUCCAACGGGGAUAAGGGUCGGCCAGCAGACUACCUCAGCAACGGCAAGAAGCGGAAAGCUGAUGAGAAAGAGUUCAUGACAGACUAUGGCAGCGAUGCAGAUAAGAGCGAUGAUAAUUUGGUGGUGGAUGAGGACCCGUCGUCACCCCGCAGUGUGCAGUCCUACUCGUCCAGGGAGAACGGCCUGGACAAGAUGCCCCCCUCCCGAAAAGACGUCCCCCUGCAGGCCAGCCCCACCUCCCUGGCCUCUUCCAGCAGCGCUGCCUCCCCCUCCCGCAGCAAGGAGCCCCCACAGAGGGAGAAGUCCACCACUCCAGGGAUGAAACCAGGGACCCCAAUGUCUCAAGAGUCAAACACUCCAGGACCUAGCGGGCCACCUCAGUUUCGCCCUGUUCUGGGAAAGCCAGGAGUCGACCCCCUCACUUUGGGGCUGAGGAACCCCCUGUCGGUACAGGGAGCGUACACUGCAGGUGCUUUUGGCCUGCCCCCUCCAGGGGUGAACGGUGAGCUGCCUGCGGCUGCGGGAUAUGGUGCCGGUCUCCAUUUGGUUUCUCCUCAGAUGAACGGCGCUGCGGCUGCUGCAGCGGCAGCAGCUGCUGGCUACGGACGGUCCCCUGUGGUGGGCUAUGAGUCUCCACACCCACACAUGAGGGUCCCAGGUUUACCUGCCAGCCUGCAAUCAGCCGCCUCAGGGAAACCCGCCUACUCGUUCCAUGUGAGCGCAGACGGCCAGAUGCAGCCGGUGCCUUUCCCCCCUGACGCCCUGCUGGGCCCUGGUAUCCCACGGCACGCCCGUCAGAUCCACACCCUGAGCCAUGGAGAGGUGGUGUGCGCCGUCACCAUCAGCACCUCGACACGCCACGUCUACACCGGUGGCAAGGGCUGUGUCAAGGUGUGGGACAUUAGCCAGCCAGGUAGCAAGAGUCCCAUGGCCCAGCUGGACUGUCUGAACAGAGAUAACUACAUCCGUUCAUGCAAGCUGCUUUCUGACGGGCGAACUUUGAUUGUUGGCGGGGAGGCCAGCACAUUGUCUAUCUGGGAUUUAGCCACACCCACUCCUCGCAUCAAGGCGGAGCUGACGUCAUCAGCUCCUGCGUGUUACGCUCUGGCCAUCUCCCCCGACAACAAAGUCUGCUUCUCCUGCUGCAGCGACGGGAACAUCGUGGUCUGGGACCUUCACAACCAGACGCUGGUCAGGCAGUUUCAGGGCCACACGGACGGAGCCAGCUGCAUUGACAUCUCCAACGACGGCACCAAGCUGUGGACGGGGGGGCUGGACAACACGGUCCGCUGCUGGGACCUCAGAGAGGGACGACAGCUGCAGCAGCACGACUUCACCUCACAGAUCUUCUCUCUGGGUUACUGUCCGACAGGCGAGUGGCUGGCUGUGGGGAUGGAGAGCAGUAACGUGGAAGUCCUGCACGUCUCUAAACCCGACAAAUACCAGCUGCACCUCCACGAGAGCUGCGUUCUCUCUCUUAAGUUCGCUUACUGUGGUAAAUGGUUCGUGAGCACAGGCAAAGAUAACCUCCUGAAUGCGUGGCGGACACCUUAUGGCUCCAGCAUAUUCCAGUCGAAAGAGUCGUCGUCUGUUCUGAGCUGUGAUAUCUCUCCCGACGACCAGUUCAUCGUCACUGGCUCAGGGGACAAAAAGGCCACCGUCUAUGAAGUGAUCUACUGAGAAAGACGCGUAAGCGGCUCAGACAGGUGUCACCGGCGGAAACAAAGAGACACUCAACAUGUACUUUGUUGUUUUGUUAACGUUUGUGAAAGAAACGCGAGGCAGCGAGAAAUGCAAAGAGGCACAAAGUCACAUCUCUGGAAAAAAAGCAAACAAACUGAACUUUGUUUUUUAUGCUUUGUGAACGCAGGUUAGUCUGUAGCUGCACAGUUGUGAGAUUUCUCCAAAGAACUUUUUUGUUUUUUCUCCUUUUUAAAAAAAAUAAAUAACAAAACCUCUGUAGUGAACAAAAAUUAGCAAGAAAACAUAUUUUUUUAGCUUUGGGAUUUUUCAGUCAGAUGCGAUCGAGUGGAUGGCAGAGAUGAAGAGACAAAAGACAGAGAUGACAGGAUACGAGCUCCAGCAGGUGGGGACUGAAGGUCCCCAGUUGGACUGGCCCGGUCCGGCACAGGCCACGCUGGGUUAGGAGGCGCAGUGCUUCAGCAGCUACAUGAUUGUAUUAUUUCCAAACACGACAGAACAGACCUCUGAACUGUCCCCAGAGCGAUGCAGAUGCUUUUAGUGGAAACCAUUUUGGAACAGAACACAACAACCACAAAGACAGAAAACUUCAGACUCACAACAGGAACCUCUGCAGCUUUCAGGGGAUGUGAUUUAUCUUCGUUCUCAAUAUGAUUUUUUUUCUUCUGUUUUAUUUGUUGGGCCACACAGGCAAAGAGGUAUUUUCACAACUGCAUCAUCAAACCUGACAAUGCUACUAUAUAUAUGGACAUGUAAAUAAAGUUCUUUAAAGACAAA
Thalassophryne amazonica is the source of this 3652-nucleotide messenger RNA. RefSeq names its product TLE family member 2, transcriptional corepressor a (gene tle2a). The coding region runs from base 470 to 2854 and encodes 794 amino acids. Lineage: Eukaryota; Metazoa; Chordata; Actinopteri; Batrachoidiformes; Batrachoididae. The record is from RefSeq and is a predicted model, not a curated record. Gene Ontology annotation, biological process: negative regulation of canonical Wnt signaling pathway; regulation of DNA-templated transcription. The transcript has 20 exons. Gene Ontology annotation, cellular component: transcription regulator complex; nucleus. Gene Ontology annotation, molecular function: transcription corepressor activity; protein binding.